Messenger RNA from Gadus macrocephalus (Pacific cod), 3751 nucleotides. Its product is annotated as transmembrane protein 26-like. The transcript is spliced from 6 exons. The record is from RefSeq and is a predicted model, not a curated record. NCBI's taxonomy places the organism in Eukaryota, Metazoa, Chordata, Actinopteri, Gadiformes, Gadidae. The coding region runs from base 84 to 1016 and encodes 310 amino acids.
GACAAUGUUCAAAUGUAUUAAAGUGCACCAACGGGAACAGAGACCACAUUGCUCCGUGCACAUGCUAUCGGGUUGGAUCCGUCAUGUGGACGUUUAUAUCUGCUGUGUUCACCAGAGCGUGUUUUAUUCUUGUAUCGCUGGUAGGAGUCUGUAGAGUGGCAUGGGUCAAGAAAAACCCUUACUACUGGCUUCUGACGCUCCUCUUCCUACCUCAAGUCGCCGAGAUGGUGGUCACCAUGACAAGGAGAAGAGGAAAAGAUUAUAAAUGGUAUUCUCCAGCCAUUCUUCUGUUCCUCAUCAGCAUCAUUCCCUCCAUCUGGAUCCUGGAGCUCCAUCACCACCAGAACAUUUCCAAUGAGCCACAGUGCAACCGUCUGGACUCAUGGGCGGCUCUCCGAGAUUCUUUCAAUGGUCAGAACGUAACUUCGCAAAAUAUCACCUCCAUAAAUGAUUCCUUCAAUGUGCGUCUGGACAAGUUUAUCUCGGCAGUAUGCUCCAAAGAGUGGAUCCUGGGUCUCCACAUGACCCAGCUCAUCCUGCUGAUCGUGGGCAAGUGGUUCCUCCCCAUAGGGGGCGGAGUCACCAGGGACGAGCUGUCUCAGCUUCUCCUCAUAUUCGUUGGAACUGCGGCAGACAUCCUAGAAUUCACCAGUGAGACACCAUCACUUGGAUCCAAAGACAGCUUUCAGUUGAUCUACAUGACCCUGGCGGUCUGGACCUGGAGCAUGUUGCAAUUCCCACUACAUCUAUCCGUGGUCAACAACAAGCCAGAAGACGAGGGUGACCGAAGCUCCUCGCUACUGACCAGACACAGCACAGACCUGUGGACUAUUACUCAGGCCCUGUUCAUCCACGACGGGCCUUUCCUAGCGGUCAGGCUCAUUGUCCUCAUACAUUUCAAAGUCUUCAACCAGAUGCUGGUCUUCUUUGCCAUUAAGAACCUGUUGGUGCUCACCCUGAACGUGUACAGGCUGGUGGUCAUCUGCCAGGACUCCAGGUCAGAUAAUGGUAUAUGAUGACCCACAUACAUCAUCACACACGCGCGCACAAACACAAUCACAAUCACACACAUUCUAACUCACUCACCAACACACAACACACACACACACACACACACUAUCGCUCACUAACACAUUGACACACACGCACACACACGCGCGCGCACACACACACACACACACAAACACACAGGGCCGGUGCUCGGCAUAGGCGAACUAGGCGAUCGCCUAGGGCGGCAAAUGUUUUGGGGGUGCCCUCUGGUGGCGCCCUUAAUUAAUUAACAAAUAAUAAUCUAUUAAUUACCCCCCCACACACACACAAAGAGGCAGGUCAAGCCGGAUAAACCUUUAACAUGCUCUACAAAAUUAAUCAGUUGUUGUAUUCAUCACGUGGUGAAUAGGUUACACCACUGAAAGGGAAAGGCAGACUUUGUUUACCAUGACCACCACCACCAACAGCGAUGCCCAUAGGCAUGUACCAUUAACAUUACAGAAAAACAGGCUUACCAUUUGCCCUUGUCUAAGACGUUGUGUUGCAUUUCGCUGAUGUAAAUUUCUUUAAACCACAACACUUUCUCUGUUACCUCCUUGCUGUGUUCUGUUUUGAGGUUCCUGUAUGGGAAAGGACGCAGAGGGGAACUAAGUGAGUGGGCGUAGCCAAAACACUGAGCCACUUUCCAAGAAUUCCCUCAUUCGGAACGAGCCUAUUAAAGUAACAAAGCAGCUGGAGAUCAAAGACAAUAAAAACCUUGUAUAAAGGACCAGCAGAAAUAGCGACUUUUUUAAAUUCUGUAUAUAGCCCUCAAAGUGGUCCACUAUACUCAUCACCAAUUGAUAUUACACAGCCAGUCUUCGCUCUGACAGAGAUUUCUGAACCCAAAGUUAAGUCUAUAAUUACUUUUAUUAACUUCCAAAUCAAAAUACAUAUUUCGACGGGAUUCUAUGUUUUUAAGGAAACAUGCUGCCUCUUUCACAGGGCCAGUAACUCAAAUUAUUAACACCUAUAUUAAGGAGGGAAAAUUCCCAAAGGACUGGAAGUCAGCCACUGUUGUGACACAACUGAUAUGAAUGAACAGUUCAUUCCCCCCCUGAGGAAUGAACUGGGCGUACCCCAGGAAUCUAUCCUGGGCCCUAUUCUGUUCAGACUUAACAUAAAUGACCUGCCAUUAGUAUGCACUCGAUGCGAAUUUCAGAUGUAGUCUGAUGAUAGUUAUUUAUGUUCAUAAAAAACAAAACCCAAGCUGCUGCCAAACUCAGUGAUACAAUGGUAUUUGUACAUAAAUGGCUUGCUGACUGACAGUUGCAUCUCAAUGUAAAGAAGACAGUCUGUAUGUUUUUAAACAAGACUAACACUGUUUUUCACUUCAAACCAAAGGUUGUUCAAACAGUUACACAUUUUUAAUAUCUAGGUAUUAUCCUUGACACGGCUCUAUCCUUCAAAAACCAAGUGAGAAAGGUCAUGCAAAUAAGGAAGCUCUGUCUGAAUGUUCUGAUCAUUCCCCACUUAACAUGACCUGGACUCAGGUGAAUAGUACAACAUGAAGGCCUAUUUUAUCACUUCACAAACAAGCGCUUAAAGUUUUUGACAGAAAACCCAAGCUUUACCAACACCGUUACAUCAUUGACAAAUAUAACUUGUUCAGCUGGGGAAAUAUUUUAAAACAAACUGAUUUUUAAGAUUAUCAACGGCAAGGCUCCACCACCCCUCUACCUUUUUAUACAGCAGAAAAAAAUCCAACAGCAGAACAACAAGGUCUGCUCUAAGAGGGGACAGUGUAGUUCCAAUUAGUUCCAGCUCCUUUCGUCAAUUAUGUUUCUCUGUCAGAGCCUCUAAACUAUGAAACCAAUUGCCAGUGGAGAUUAGAAAUUGCACCUCCCACCAUACAUCCAUCCAUUGUCGUCCGUUUUAUGAACUUUAAGAAAAUAAACAGUAGACUGAACCUGAUGAAGUAACAGCGAAACACGUUGUUUACAUAAAUACAUUAGCUUACCAGUGUGUGGUGAUUUUGCACUUUUUUUGGCUUUAACCUAUGACAGAAUUUAAGAGUGCAUGUUUGUCUGUUGCUAUGUAUUCUUGUAGCUGUCCCAUGGUAGUUUGUAUGAAUGGUUGUAUGGUUAUGUGUUUUAUUGGAGCCUAUUGGCAUCAUGUUAUACUGUUGUUAUCUGUUGCUGUCUGUAUUCUUAAUAUGUUUCAAUUGUUAGCCAUCCUGUGCCUAGUUUAACAUCUUGCCAAAGGACGACAGUUGAAAAUUUUCCUGCUGGCUAACACUGGCACAUUUACAGAAAUGUAGAUUAAUGUGUGUGUGUGUGUGUGUGUGUGUGUGUGUGUGUGUGUGUGUGUGUGUGUGUGUGUGUGUGUGUGUGUGUGUGUGUGUGUGUGUGUGUGUGUGUGUGUGUGUGUGUGUGUGUGUGUGUGUGUGUGUUUGAGAGAGAGUAAAAUAAAUUGUAUUAUUCCAAUAAAGUAAUAUUGACAUAAAUACAUUUAACAGUUUCUCAGGUCUGGGACUGUCAAGGUCAAUAAAUGUUUAAUAAUAUUUAAUGCAAAGUAUUCUGCUUCUAAACAAUAAUAUUACUAGUUAUUAAACACUGCUUAUAAUGUUAAUCACAAUUAAUAAUUAAUCUGAAAUGUGAACACCAGAUUUUUAUGUACAUAUUUUAUAAUUAUAGGAUUUUGUAAAAGACAAAAUAAAUGUUAUAUAUAAUCAAAUGUUUUCUUAUGUGUCUUUCUCAAUAAAAAGUGGAUAAAAACAAAA